Panicum virgatum (switchgrass) is the source of this 1809-nucleotide messenger RNA. RefSeq names its product probable inorganic phosphate transporter 1-7. NCBI's taxonomy places the organism in Eukaryota, Viridiplantae, Streptophyta, Magnoliopsida, Poales, Poaceae. The coding region runs from base 119 to 1708 and encodes 529 amino acids. The record is from RefSeq and is a predicted model, not a curated record. Gene Ontology annotation, molecular function: phosphate transmembrane transporter activity. Gene Ontology annotation, biological process: phosphate ion transport; transmembrane transport. Gene Ontology annotation, cellular component: membrane. The transcript has a single exon.
ACAUACAUUGCAUUGGCGGCAGUGCGCCCCUCGAUCAGUUCCUGCGUCAGCCGCCCUGUUUUAAUUUGGAGAGAUUUACAAUAUAAUUGACGAGGCGCAUCGCCAGAGCGAUCGGGCAAUGGCGGGCGGGCAGAGCAACGUGCACGUGCUCUCGGCGCUGGACGGCGCCAAGACGCAGUGGUACCACUUCACGGCCAUCGUCGUCGCCGGCAUGGGCUUCUUCACCGACGCCUACGACCUCUUCUGCAUCUCCCUCGUCACCAAGCUCAUCGGCCGCGUCUACUACACCGUCGACGGCUCGCCCAACCCCGGCACCCUGCCGCCGCACGUCUCCGCGGCCGUCAACGGCGUGGCCUUCGUCGGCACGCUGUCCGGCCAGCUCUUCUUCGGGUGGCUAGGCGACAGGGUCGGCCGGAAGAGCGUCUACGGCAUCACGCUGCUGCUCAUGAUCGUCUGCUCCGUCGCGUCGGGGCUCUCGUUCGGCCACUCGCCGGCGGGCGUCAUGGCCACGCUCUGCUUCUUCCGCUUCUGGCUCGGCUUCGGCAUCGGCGGCGACUACCCGCUGUCCGCCACCAUCAUGUCCGAGUACGCCAACAAGCGGACGCGGGGCGCCUUCAUCGCCGCCGUGUUCGCGAUGCAGGGCUUCGGCAUCCUGGCCGGCGGCGCGGUCGCGAUCGGCGUCGCCUCCGUCUUCCGGAGCCGGUUCCCGGCGCCCCCGUACACCGCGGACCCCGCGGCGUCCACCCCGGCGCAGGCGGACCUGGUGUGGCGCAUCAUCCUCAUGCUGGGCGCGGCUCCCGCGGCGCUCACCUUCUACUGGCGGAUGAAGAUGCCGGAGACGGCGCGGUACACGGCGCUGGUGGCCAGGAACGCGGAGCGCGCCGCGGCGGACAUGUCCAGGGUGCUCCGGGUGGAGAUCGCCAAGGAGCAGGCCGAGGUGGCGGCGCCGGCGGGGUGCCCCAAGUGCAGCCGGCCGUUCGGGCUCUUCUCGUGGGAGUUCGCGCGGCGGCACGGCGCCCACCUGGUGGGCACGGCGUCGACGUGGCUGCUCCUGGACAUCGCCUACUACUCGCAGAACCUGUUCCAGAAGGACAUCUUCAGCGCGAUCGGGUGGAUCCCGGCGGCGCGGACGAUGAGCGCGCUGGACGAGCUGUUCCACAUCGCGCGCGCGCAGACGCUGAUCGCGCUGUGCGGCACGGUGCCGGGGUACUGGUUCACGGUGGCCCUCAUCGACGUGGUGGGGCGGUUCGGGAUCCAGCUCGCGGGCUUCCUCAUGAUGACGGCCUUCAUGCUGGGCCUGGCGUUCCCGUAUGAGCACUGGACGGCGCCGGGCAACCAGACGGGGUUCGUCGUCAUGUACGCCUUCACCUUCUUCUUCGCCAACUUCGGGCCCAACGCGACCACCUUCAUCGUGCCGGCGGAGAUCUACCCGGCGCGGCUCCGCGCCACGUGCCACGGCAUCUCGGCGGCGGCGGGGAAGGUGGGCGCCAUCAUCGGCUCGUUCGGGUUCCUGUACCUGGCGCAGAGCCCGGACCCGGCCAAGACGGCGCGCGGGUACCCGCCGGGCAUCGGCGUGCAAAAGUCGCUGUUCGUGCUGGCCGGGUGCUGCUCCGCGGGGUUCGUGCUCACGUUCCUGGUGCCGGAGCCCAAGGGGAAGUCGCUCGAGGAGAUGUCGCGCGAGAACGAGACGGCCGCCGCCGAGCCCUAGUAGAGUCAGUUCAGUUGUAGCGCUAGUACUAGUCCAGUAGUCGUGCCCGUCCGAUUGCUGGAACAAUAAAGUUGUAUGAGUUUGAAUGGAGCAGGUGCACC